This is a messenger RNA of Anopheles bellator, 3128 nucleotides long. RefSeq names its product N-alpha-acetyltransferase 30 (gene Naa30A). Gene Ontology annotation, biological process: N-terminal peptidyl-methionine acetylation. Gene Ontology annotation, molecular function: protein-N-terminal amino-acid acetyltransferase activity. The coding region runs from base 585 to 1883 and encodes 432 amino acids. The record is from RefSeq and is a predicted model, not a curated record. The transcript is spliced from 2 exons. Lineage: Eukaryota; Metazoa; Arthropoda; Insecta; Diptera; Culicidae. Gene Ontology annotation, cellular component: NatC complex.
CGUGCAAGAAGUGCAGAGCGUAUAGUGCUGCACUGGUGAUAAUAGAGGAAAAGACGGUGCGUUGGGAGUAGUUGAAGAUCACAGGGCUCGACCCUUCGUUCUGGUCUUCCAAUCAUCGCCCCUCCACUGGAGCAAGGAUAGGCCGGGUAUCGUUCCAAUACCGACUCGGGAACCCUUUCGUCGCUGCGAAGAGGCUGGGUCUUCGUAUUUUCACAUUCUCCUUUUCUCAACCCUGUCGUCGAAAGUCCAUCGGUCAGGGAGAGCUUUCGCUGUGAAAAGAGCAAGAAAAAAAACGGACUACUAGAGGGAAAAUGAAAUCCAUCACGAACACCGUGCGAUAGAACGAUUGGUCGAAUCGUACCUGACGCAAAGGUCGGGUGGGGUCGAGUGCGUCUCCCCUCUGAAAACGUCUGGUCUACGUACAUAACUCCUUGGGACUGGGAGACGGCAGUAUUUGGGUGUCUGGAUUUUUGGGGCCGUGAACUGCACUGUGAACGACAAAACGACUGCCCCAAACCCCAGGCGGAAACAGUGACCACGGGAAGGAGUAGAAACGGUGGAAGCCUCAGCGGCGUCUUUCCCGAAUGGAUGUGAUCGGACACGGCGGUCCGACAGCGACAGCAACGAAGGCCAGCAGCAAACUCACCAAUGGAACGGCACGGGACGAGACGAUUACUAAAGACGUCACCACCGCGGGUAGCGGACGGAAGAAGACGAAAAGGAAAAACCGAGCUAAAAAUAGUCAGCGAGAGGAGACGACGGACACGGCGGCGACGUCGGUAGGUGAUGACCCGUCCGCAGUAUCGGUAUCACCAUCGGCUGGUGAUGUAAAUAGUAGUCAUAGUAGUAAUCACGCCAGCAACGGAGUGCCGGAAGGGGAGGUGGCAGAAGUUGACGCAAUUAGUAGAAAGCUGGAGCAGUGUGUUCACGUUAGUCGCACGAACGGACUAACGAAUGGGUUGCCAAAGUUGGACAAAUCCUUCGGCAGUUACUCGCAAACGGAUACGACACCACGCGGCGAGGCAGAGCAAAACGAUGGCCAUGAAAGGUCCCCCCGUCAAGCGAUCAGUACAGCGGCGCACAGUAAAAAGGGUAAACAACGAUCGAAGCAGCAGAAAAGGGCACAAGACGAUGGAACGCACGACACGGCAAUGGUCAAUGGGGGCGAACAGGAAUUCAGUAGCGUCCGGGAGGUCAAAAGUCCCCCGUCCGAUUCGGCUGGGAUGGAUGCGAUCAGCGCUACCGGUGAAGCCGGUACCAAGGCAUCUGAUGGCGGCGAGGGAGCGAUGAAAGAUCAUACGAUCACCAGUCUUUCUCUGGGUGCCAUCGACGAGAGUCCGUCGUCUCGCAGCAGCACGUCUACCUCAUCGAUUUCGUUACCAAGCACGGGCGGCCCACAGGAAGCACCCACCACGGAACCGCCGAUCGCAAUCACUUAUCAGGUGUACGAAUCGGAACGGCAGAUGCCCGCCAUCAUGGCCCUAAUACAGAAGGAUCUCUCCGAGCCGUACUCCAUCUACACGUAUCGUUACUUCAUCCACAAUUGGCCGAAGCUGUGCUUUUUGGCACUGCACAAGGAGACGUGCGUUGGUGCGAUCGUCUGCAAGCUCGACAUCCACCGGGAAAACGUCCGCCGGGGGUACAUUGCGAUGCUGGCCGUGGACAAGGACUACCGGAAGCUAAAGAUCGGUACAACACUCGUGCAGAAGGCAAUACAGGUUAUGCUUGACGAUAAAGCCGACGAAGUGGUGCUAGAAACGGAAAUAACCAAUCAGCCCGCGUUGCGAUUAUACGAAAAUCUGGGCUUCGUGCGGGAUAAGCGGCUCUUUCACUACUACUUGAACGGUGUCGAUGCGCUGCGGCUGAAGCUGUGGUUCAGAUGAAUGCUCCUCUUCGCCCGUUCGCUCGUUCGUAGCUCGUUCCCAGGUGGGCACGUAGUAGCGGAAUAGGAAAGCCUUUUGCAGCACGCCGUUUUCAGUUUUUUAGAACCGAAGUAGCGUACGGUCAUUUCAACAUUUGGCGAUACGUUCGGGGAACUCGCGUUUCAACAUUGCAACCGCCCAAUUGUGGUAAAACGAUGUGAAAGUUGUAAUUUUUGUUGUUGUUAAAUUCUAUUUCCAAAGCACGCCCGUAGCUUAGGAUGGAGGCAUCUUGAAUCAUUCGACGACUGGAAACAGAUUGCAUGGCACGGAUUCACUUUGAUUUGAAACUGAGUCGGACUAGUAACUAUUAACAAGUCACUUGGUACGCAAAAGAAUGUUGGCCUGUGUGUCUGGUUUUGAACACUUUUCGUUUGCCCCUUGUUUAUCUGCUCGGCGCUAGUGGUGCCACCGUACCACAUCUCGCCAUGUGGUUCUACGGCUCCCUAUAUAUAAGUUAGCCUUAAACGAUAAUUUAUUGUGCGCACUGUCCGCUAUGCUUCGGAAUGCUUCCACCUGUCCUCUUGGCAGCAACGCGCUCUUUCGGCUGUGGGCCCAGUUAGCUUUCGAUACUGUAAGAUAAGAACAGUGUAUAGAACGGGAUUAGCGGGGGCUAUUUGGGACUGGUUGGUGCGAUUUAGUAGCAAAAUGUGUGUUUUCUGUGUGUGUGUGUGUCCGUCUAAAGUGUCUUCACGUGGCUGGCGUUCUUUCGUCGAGCAGGAUCGUUACAUACGACCACCCCCCUUGUGCCCUGUGUUCAACGGAACGAGGAGACGCUCCUUCAUUCACCCCGAAACUAAGGUCCACUAAGGAACGCGAAAGAGAGAGAGAGAGAGAGAGAGAGAGAGAGAGAGAGAGAGAGAGAGAGACAAUGGAAGCUCUAACGUCUAAAGUCUUCGAAGCGACUGUAUGCUGCCCGGUAGCAGAAAUUUCGGUCAGAUCGCCUCUCAUCUGGAGUGGUUCUCCCGCGGUCCGUAGUCGAUUACGAAUCUUUCGCCUCAUUUUGAAAUUGCGAAAACGGGCAAUCCACAAUACCAAAACUAGCGUAGAACUGCAUCUCGCGGCACCUGUAGGUGACUGCCUGUGGUGCGCCUGGCCACUACUGCAGCACGUCCCGAAGCAGGGCUGCGCGGCGUAACUGACCGUGUAACGCAGGCAGUGAGAGCCGGGACCGCGACGGAUUAGGCGCGAUUUGCAAAUUGUAAAUAG